Messenger RNA from Xenopus laevis (African clawed frog), 3407 nucleotides. RefSeq names its product CTD small phosphatase 2 L homeolog (gene ctdsp2.L). The record is from RefSeq and is marked provisional. Gene Ontology annotation, molecular function: RNA polymerase II CTD heptapeptide repeat phosphatase activity; protein serine/threonine phosphatase activity; phosphatase activity. Gene Ontology annotation, biological process: regulation of transcription by RNA polymerase II. Lineage: Eukaryota; Metazoa; Chordata; Amphibia; Anura; Pipidae.
GAUUUGGGCUCGGGACUUGCUUAUAUAGGAAUAUACAUUCUCCUCUCCAGGAUCGGCUUUGAAGCUUCCUAUCAGGAUUGCUGGCUAGCGGGGGAUAAGUCCUUGUAGGAUUUCCAGGCUGGGCGGAGAGUGGAAGAAGCGAGCUGGAAAAAGCCCCGAUCGCCGCUGCUUGUGUGCAAGUGUUAGAUGGAAAGCAGCUCUAUCAUCGCCCAAGUGCACAGAGAAGAGGCGCUUGUGCAUUCAAAGCCAGGACUGGUGUCCAAGUCCUCUCCAAAGAAGCCUCGAAGUCGGAGCAUAUUCAAGGCGCUCUUCUGUUGCCUCAGUGCACAGAAUGUCAGCCGGCCAGGGGGCUCCAGUGAGUCACCAAUACAGAAGGAGGAGACGAAUGCAACCCCAAAGUCGGAUUUACUCCAGUGUCUUCAGUAUCAGUUUUACCAGAUCCCAGGUACCUCUCUGCUUCCUGAGGUAGCACCAAAAGACAAAGGAAAAAUCUGCAUGGUGAUUGAUUUGGAUGAAACCCUGGUUCAUAGCUCAUUUAAGCCCAUCAGUAAUGCAGAUUUUAUAGUUCCAGUGGAGAUAGAAGGAACUACACACCAGGUGUAUGUUCUAAAGAGGCCUUAUGUGGAUGAGUUCCUGGAGAGAAUGGGCCAACUUUAUGAAUGUGUACUGUUCACAGCCAGUCUGGCCAAGUAUGCCGACCCAGUGACAGACCUUCUAGACAAGUCAGGAGUCUUCCGCUCACGACUUUUUAGGGAAGCCUGCGUGUUUCACCAGGGCUGCUAUGUAAAGGACCUUAGUCGUCUGGGUAGAGAUCUGAAGAAAACUGUUAUUUUGGACAACUCCCCUGCAUCCUACAUCUUCCAUCCAGAAAAUGCAGUUCCGGUGCAGUCCUGGUUUGAUGACAUGUCUGACACGGAGCUCCUGAGCCUAAUCCCAAUCUUCGAGGAGUUCAGUUACUCAGAGGACAUUUAUACAAGUCUCGGGCAGCUGAAGGCCCCUUGAGCUUUCUUUCCUGCCUUCCCUUUUAAAGGAACUUUUUAUAUCUUUUAAUAUUCUUAGUUUUUUUUCCCAUUUUUUUGUCGAAUACUUCUCACAGUGCCUUUGGCCUUGGGUGAAGAGGAACCAAAAGUGGAGUUUGACGUGUCAGAAUGGGUGUUUCUCACAGACUUGGAGCAGUAGCCCAUGAGCAAGAGAGCUGCUAGCUUGCCUGUACCAAGCAUAGCGUCAUGGCUCAGUCCUCAUAGCCAGCGUGUUUAGUGGCAGGUUGGCCACAAAAGCAGGGAUACAUAUAAAUGCCAUUACUUUGGUGCACUGUUAGGGGAAAGUGUCCUUUUUAUAUGAUAGUGGUACCAUGUACCUAAGUUAUAGUGAUGCUGGAGUCUGGUGGCUCUUGGCGGUAUAAUUUAAUUGGUCUUAAUUUACCAUAUAUACGUACAGCCUUUCUGUAAGGGUGCAGAACCAUACAUCUGGUCCAUAUAACACACUGGCACUCUUAAUAUAGAACAUGACAGAGGAAAAGUGUGUCUGAAAGCCUAGUGUGUUCUGGGAAGUGUAGGGUUAUAGACAAAGCUCUUGAGAGGUGUAUGACCAAAGGGUAGGUGUUUUUCGAAGGGUCUCAAAGAGAAUGUAGGUGCUAUAAUCUGUAGUUUUGUUCAGAAUUUGCUGUCUCACACAUCUUCCCUGAUAUAGGGAAUCCCUGCAUUCAAACGCUAGCUGUCAUCUCCCGAGGAAUCACUGACUCAGCUUAACCCUCGGUACAACUGAUUUUUGGAGGUGCCUUAUUGGUGUUUUGGAGUCUUCCUUAUGUUGGAGGAAGAUGAUUUAGAUGUUUAUUUGUUAUUCUAUUAGUUUGAACCUGUCACUUGAAACAGUAGCUUUACUGCAAUCCCACCUUAUCUGCUCCUGCGAGACCUCCAGCACAUCACCUUUCUGGCACACAGCAGGGAGUUGGGGGCUUCUCCACAUGAUUCAGUUAAGCAAUCUGAAACUCCAGACAAAAGCUUAGAACAGUUCUCCAUUAUCAGCACAGCUCUAUAUAUUAGAAAUACCGGAGGCUGGUCUUCACUAAGUUUUCCUACGCUUCCUGGGCAACCACAAAACAUUCCCUAUUUGUUUUCUCUAGACGUCUUUUGUUUUAUAUUUUGACCAAAAACAAACAAACAAGAAAAAGCCAAAGGGAUAAGUAUUGAAUAUUCUUAAUGUACUUUCUUAUUAAUUACUUGAAGAGAAAAUCAUUAUCCACCAGCUUUGAUUUGCUCUACUUUCAUUUUUUCUUGGAAUUGGUCAUUUGCUACCUAAAUCCUUUGAGUUCAACUUUUCUGUUAGGCUGGUCAUACUCUGUCCUAAAUUGGCUUUCAGCUAAGCCACUUCAACUUAUUGGUCCAGUAAUGGGGUCACAAUGAUGCUUGUCUGACCUAUAUCUGCACAGGGAUUGGCUAGAUAUCCUUUGGACAGGUUUAAAAGUUAGGCCAUGGAUGUCGUUGUCUCCUGAUGGACCUGCAACAUUUUUUUUCCUGGAGGCCAAACCAUUUAAACGGUCCAAUUUGACCCACUGACAGGGUCGCCCAAUUGAGCAAAGAUCCACUCAUUAAGUGAUCUCUCAAAACGGGUGGAUCUUUCUGUGUAUGACCAGCUUCACUGUGUAAUAAAAGGGCAUUACAAACAUUGACUAUAGAAUAAUUUAAGGAUAUCCUUUAUCCGACUCUGCAGCUGUUGUCAAACUACAAAUCCCAGCAACCCCAGCAGCUAUGGGGCUGUGGUGUAGAAUCCUGAUCUCCUGAUGCUUCUGUUCCUGAUCUGCACAUUAUGCUAUCCCUCAGUUCUACAUUCUUUUGCCAUCGUUGUACCAUAGAGUUUGGUUUCCAGUCAGGUAACUCACCGUGCCGUGCCUUGUUUGAUUCAGCAGAGGAACAUGAGAAAAAGGAGUUUUUGUUCAUGAAAUAUCUAAUGUGUUAUUCCACCCUGUUUAAUCCAUGCAGCGUUCAUCUCCAGGUAGCGCAUUGCUGCCCACUCAGUCAUUAUAUGAUUUCUAGGCUUCCGUCAGACUGUUACAAAGAUUUUAAAUGGACCUCAGGGGAAAUGCAGUAUCCAUCCUAUGGAAUGAUUGCACAUUUGCUGUCUAGGCCUCUACAAAUUGACACUCCUAGAACAUUUAUUUUUCUGCUGUACAUUUGUCAGGCAAAAUGAACAUUCCUGCGUGUCCUUGAUUUUUAUCAGAAUGCGAGGUCCGUGUCUUUCUUAGAUACGUGACGGAUCGAAAGUGUUUGCUAUUGUUGAGAUUGUAGAAUGGAAGGGCUUUCAGCACAUUGCUGUGUUCAAAAGGUUUCCCAAUAGGAAGGGGUUAAAUCAUUAAGGUGUGUAAUCUCUGUCACAGAGCAUGCAAUAAAACUAUAUUUUUAUGCCCUAAA